Cydia pomonella (codling moth) is the source of this 9498-nucleotide messenger RNA. It is a transcript of the gene Orp8, whose product is annotated as oxysterol-binding protein-related protein 8. Lineage: Eukaryota; Metazoa; Arthropoda; Insecta; Lepidoptera; Tortricidae. The record is from RefSeq and is a predicted model, not a curated record. Gene Ontology annotation, cellular component: cytosol; intracellular membrane-bounded organelle; membrane. Gene Ontology annotation, molecular function: cholesterol binding. The transcript has 18 exons. The coding region runs from base 435 to 2969 and encodes 844 amino acids.
AGAAACGGGCUGCAACUGCGUUACUGCACUCUAUAGAGGACCCAUCGGUUGUUGUGCUUGCUGACUGGCUGAAGGUCCGUGGCUCCCUCAAAUCAUGGACGAAGCUGUGGUGUGUGCUCAAGCCUGGACUUUUGUUGCUCUACAAGAGUUCUAAGGCAAAGGUAACUAUUGCUAAGAGCAGCCACUGGGUGGGAACAGUCCUGCUGACCUCCUGCCAAGUGAUAGAGCGUCCGAGCAAGAAGGACGGCUUCUGCUUCAAGCUGUACCACCCCCUCGAGCAGAGCAUCUGGGCGCCGCGCGGGCCCCACAACGAGACCAUAGGGGCGGUGGUGCAGCCGCUCCCGACGGCGCACCUGAUCUUCCGCGCGCCCUCGCAGGCGGCGGGCCACUGCUGGCUCGACGGGCUCGAGCUCGCCCUGCGCUGCAGCAAUGCUAUGCUCAGAUGUUCCCGUUCUCGUCCGGAGCAGACUGUCCCCGAUGCGCCGACCACGGACACUAAUAUAUCCCAUGAAGAGCUCGAGAAACAUUUCAACGAGCACGAAAGCUCUCCAAUGUCACCCACUCCAAUAAUGUCAGUAUCCGACUACUCACCUAAAAGAGAAAAAACCAAAAACAUAUCCAAAUGGGCACAAUUCAUGGAAUCCAUAGAUAUCAUGCACCAUGAUAUACCAUCGCCGCCAGAGAAGGACCACCUAUUCACUUUCAGAACCAACGUGAACAGCCCAUCCACUUCAAAAGCGCUCGAACCUAAACAAAACAGACUGAGCAAAAGCCUAGCUUCAAGCCCUUUAAAACUAGAGUUCUCGAAGCUAAAAUGCUUUGAAAUGCCUAAACUAUCGAUAUUAGACAGAAAAGAGAAAUGCAUCUCUCCUUCGGCCAUUGAAGAAAAUCUAGUCAAACUUGUCAUGACAAUACCUAAACGAAGGAGUUCAACGCCAUCUACAAAAAUAACUCAAAAGAGGAUCAGCGAUUUGAGGAAAUCGGGGGCUAAAACGGAUAGCGAAGACGAUUUUAAGGAUAGGGGUAAAACGGAGAUACUCUGCGAUACGCCUGAUAAUAUUAUUAUAAGGACGGCGCCAUCUAACGAGCGCGUUAGGAAAUAUAGCUCGUCUAGUACGGAUGACAUUUGUGAGAAAUAUAGAAGACAUACACCAAUAUCUCCAUACCCCGAAGCUUACACACCAGAAAAAUACUCCCUAAUCGACUACCGAAAACUACCCUCCGCGAGCUACUUAACGUGUCAGACAGAGAGAAGAGAUGACAGGGUGUCUUCACAAAAUGUAUAUGUCGCGGGGAAGAUAGUUUGCAAUGAGGAGCUAGCGGGCGCGGCGUCCGACACGGACAGCGAAGCGUCGCGGACCAUGCCAGAGCCAGAGGUGCGGCGCGGCGCGGCGCAGCGCAGCGCUGAGGACCGCAUCGAGUCGCUCUACGUAGAAGAUCCGGACAGAGAGACGGGCGCGGCCGGCGAGCUGGUAGAAGAAGUGGCAGAAGAAAACAAGUCCCUCCUGUGGUUCCUCCUGAAGCAAGUGCGGCCAGGAAUGGACCUGAGCAAAGUUGUACUACCCACCUUCAUUUUGGAGCCGCGAUCUUUCCUGGAUAAGUUGUCUGACAACUACUACCACGCGGAUAUAUUGGCACAAGCACAGCACGUAGAAGACCCAUACGUCCGGUUCAAGCUGGUCCUGCGCUGGUACCUAUCGGGGCUGUACCGCAAGCCCAAAGGGCUCAAGAAGCCCUACAACCCCGUGCUGGGUGAGACCUUCAGGUGCUGCUGGAAACACCCUGACAGCAGGACCAACACGUACUACGUGGCUGAACAGGUGUCUCACCACCCGCCUGUGUCAGCUUUCUACGUGUCGAAUAGGAAAGAAGGUUUCGUCAUAGAGGGAAGCUUAUUAGCAAGGUCCAAAUUUUACGGUAACUCGACGUCGGCCAUCUUGGAGGGCUGCGCACGCGUGCACCUGCUGACGUGGGGCGAGAGCUACGUCACCACCGCGCCCUACGCGCACUGCAAGGGCAUCGUCAUCGGCACGCUCAGCAUGGAGCUGGGCGGCAAGGUGCACGUCAUGUGUGAGAGCACCGGAUAUAAUGCAGACAUCGAAUUUAAAUUAAGGUCAUUCCUCGGAGGUUCGGAGCAGACGAACCUGAUAUCGGGUCGCAUUAAAAAGGGGAAGGACACAAUAGCCACGGUCGAGGGCUACUGGGACGGCAGGAUCGACAUCAGGGACAAGAGGAACGGGGAGGAAGUGACCCUUCUCGACGUGGCCGUCCUGAAGGAACAACGACUGACUCGCUACCUCAUGAAGUUAGAAAACCAACAGGAGUUCGAGUCCCAGCGACUCUGGCUGCGAGUCUCUGAGGCCAUACACAACGAGGACCAGGUGGCAGCGACAGAACAGAAGACAAUAAUAGAGGAAGCGCAGCGCGCGCGCACCCGCGCCACCAUCGCGCCGUGGGUUCCGCGCUUCUUCCACAAGGAGAGCCACGUCGUGUGCCCUGACGGCGUGCAGGACCAGGGCUGGCGGUACAACCACUCCAACACCAGCCCCUGGCAGCCGUCCGAAGUAUUCGAAUACGAGGAAGACUUCAUAAUCACCUCAGCGAUGGGUAGCACAAGCUCGAUCCGACCCGAGCGACUCGAGCGGCACUCGCUCGACCGGCACGAGCGACUCGAGCGGCACUCGCUCGAGCGACGCGAGCGAUCCGACUCAGACUCGCGGCAGGAGCUCGCUACGAGAUCCAAACAUUCACGAACAUUAAAGCAGACCCUCAACUCCCUCGACACAACCCUUCGAGAGCAGAGCGUCACACUAGAGCGCCUCACGAGGGCCGUAGAGCAACUCGACCGGAGACCACAAGCCACCGGCAGACUGCCAAGCAGCGGCUACAGCUGGGACCUGUUCUCAGGGUUCGUGAUAGCCAUGGUACUGCAGGCGGUCCUCAACUGGUUGUUUUAUAACAAAGACUGAUUACUGCUUUGAGGUUUCUGUGGACACAGAUGGUAAUAACAAUUAUUUGUGCUUAUUCGUUUUUUUAACAUUAGAUAAACGGUAAAUGAUCUUGACUUCGUCUUUUUAUUGAAACACGCUUUUAAAAAUAGUAACUUAGGAAACCAAAACAAUGUAAAUGAUCAUAAACUUUAAUACCUUUAAACGAGUAAUUCUUGUAUAUUUAUAUAUUUCGGGGAUCUCGGAAUGCUCUAACGAUUUCGAACACAUUUGGUAUAUAGGGGUUUCUGGGGGCGAAAAAUCGAUCUAGCUCUCUGGGAAAACGCGCAUUUUUGAGUUUUUGUAUGUCUCCCGAGCAAAGCACAUAUGAUGUGCCUUAUUUUUCAAAAGUGAUUCAAUAAAAACACACGUCUAAAUAUACCCUUUUGCUAAAAAUACGAAGUAUAGCUUUGGUUUGAUAUUUCUUUAAAAUAUAUUCAACUGAAAUUGUUUUAUUUGAGUUUUGCGUAUAGUAGACCACUGAAGGGUAAAUAGAAGAUUGAACAGUUUCUUGGAGAAAUAGUUUUUAGGAGAAAAAGUAUGAUGAAAUAUUUAGAAAAGCCUUUGGAGUAUUUUUUAGACCGGGUUUCAGAGGAUUUCCAUAAAAAAUUGUCUUCAAUUUAAUAUAAAAUUGCAAUAUAAAGUGGAAACAUUUAUUUAUAAUAUAAAUAAAUUUAUUUUAUGAACUGUCGCCUGCGGUAUUUCCGGACCGAUACGACCUUCAUGAAAAGAGCGUACUCCCAUCUUAAAUGCUGCACUAACAACCCCUCUGGUGUUGCAGGUGUCCAUGGGCGGCGGUAAUCGCUUACCAUCAGGUGAUCCGUCUGCUAGUUUGCCUCUUCUAUCAUAAAAAAAAUAUAUCGUAAUUUGAAUUACGGCAUGAUUAAUGUUAUGCGUUUAUAAUUCAUGUAAUCAGUCUUUAAUUGUAACUUUUUGUGUAUUAAGUUUUUUUAUUGAACAUUGGCAUAUGCAAUUACAAAGUGCCCAUAUUUUGUUGUUUGUAUUUCUUUUCGUAUUAAGGUUGUUAUUUAUUUUAAUCAUAAAUACAUUUUAUCAAUUUAUUAACGUCUUAUUAAAUUUUUACAAUUUCAUUUGUUAUAUAAAAUAGGGCCAUAUUUAGAAGUGGGUAGUAAUGGGGUUGGCCGCUCGAAAGAUUAUACAAAUGGCGCCAGCAUAGGUCUUGCCUGUCAAUCCUACGUAUAGUCAACGAUAAUUUGAAAUAAAGGUGAAUUGUCAAAGAAAACUUUGUAGCGACAGUUAAACUACUGCCAUCUUUCGACACAUGAUUAAAACUUUUAGAACGCCAUUUGACUUUGAUUCACUGUUAUGUGUUAAAUUUGUUAAAUAUCAAAAAGUGGCGCCAUCGCUCGACACGAUGCCCCCAUAGCUUUUGCCUAUGAUCUAAUAGAUGGCGCCACUUUUUGAUAUUUAACAAAUUUAACACAUAUUAGUGAAAGGAUAAGGAUCAAAGUAAAAUUGCAUUCUAAAUUUUUUCAUCAUGUGUCGAAAAAUGACAGUAAAUUUCCUGUGACUACAAAAGUUUCUUUAACAAUCCACCUCUAUUUCGAAUUCUCUUUCGUAUAGUGUAAGUAAAAUUCUUGUUUAUUUAUGGACUGGAUGGCCUCUUUACGGCAAUCGAAUUGAAUAACACGACGAAACAAAAAAAAAACCCUUUUUAUUUUAUUUUACAUUAAACAGGAUAUUAAUCUUACGACAUUCCAUGAAUAAAAAAAACUAGCUAAAGAUCUGUGUCCACUAGUAGUCUAAGUUUGUGUCAUGACACUUGCCAUUGUCAGAACUGACAGUGCCAUGGUGGUUUUAGUCGAAUUCCUUGCCCUCGUGCUUUCCGUAUAGGUAUGUUUCAUUGAUGUCAGAAAAAUGUGUUUUUGUCAUGUUAUAUGCUUUAGGGGAAUCAACUUUGGUCGUCAUGGUUACGUCUCUUGGAACACUUUUUAAAAAGUAGAUGAAUUACGAGACAAAAAAAAGUUGGCCCUUGGCAAAAUAUACGGUUUUCUAAUAUCAAUGUAAGUUGAGUAAUUUUAAGCUAUUUUGGAAUGUUUUCCUUGUACGAGUAAAUUUGCGAAAAGCUUGAUACACGAUUAUUAUUCAUUAGCCGGGUCCACACAGAGUGAGCGCGCGUUUUCCUCGGCCGAGGCACGUCUACACUGGCCGAAUUUUGCGUGAGGAAAUUGUCUCGCGCGUCUGCUCGCUCUGUGUGGACCCGGCUAAUGGUAUACUUGCCUUCAGAUCUAUCCAAGAAGCCAUGGUGUUUAAAAAUAUCUGAUAUCUAUCUAAAUAUCUGCCUUUGAAAUAUUGGUAGAUACAAAGUACUUGUAAAUUAUUGAAGCUAUUUUUAUAUCAGAUAGAGUACGGUAAAUAAGAAUUCACGGAGGAGUGUGAAUUGGUGCCCGAAACCGAUGGCGAGGGUUUAAUUAACACGAAUUCGUAAUUCCUGUACCGCCCGUGGCCCAUCACACUUGUAAGAAAAAAAAUAAAACUUCUUCCUUAUUAAUUGUGAUAAAAAUCGACUUUACCAAAGAGAAUUUGAAAUAGAGGUGGAUUGUCAAAGAAAACUUUGUGGCCACUGUAAAUUUACUGCCAUCUUUCGACACAUGAUUAAAACAUAGAACGCCAUUUGACUUUGAUCCUUAUUCUCUCACUGAUAUGUGUUAAAUUUGUUAAAUAUAAAAAAACUGGCGCCAUCUAAUAGAACAUUGGCCAAAUUGGCAAUUGGCAAGGCAGUAAAUUGACUACUACAAAGUUUUCUUUGACAAUUCACCUCUAUUUCAAAUUCUCUUUGACUUAACGUAGUGGUAGUCUUUAUUGUAUACUGAUCUCCACUGUGUUUUCUUCUAUAUAACCGACUUUAUUAAAAUUAAUUGUAAACACAUUUUGAAUAUUAACUCUUUGCCACGCCUACAGUACGGUGCAACCGUGAACCUUGUCGACAUACACCAAGGUUUAUAUUGGUCUGCAGACGCGCACGUCAUUUGACGUCUAUAGCGCUCAAUGGGUUACUAAGUAAGAAUAAUAAUCGUGUACCAUAUAGCUCGUGUCACCACGAUGACGCGUAGAUUUGUCAAAUAUAACCUUUAAUGACAUGUCAAUACGUGGCAAGGCGCGCGUCUUCGUGAAUGACACGAUCUAUAGACUAUGAAUUAGCCAAAAUUGAGCUUUCAACGUGAUUGUGAGUAGAUUUUUCAUGCCAUUUGAAUAUAUUUGUUAUUUUGCUAAAGUUUAAUGUAAAUGCUAAUUUGUGACGUUCUCAAUCAUAAGGUACCACUAUGUCGCUUACCACAAAGACGAAAAUUGCUUGUAUCUGUAUACGAAUAACCUGUCGGAGCGUUAUGGCAAGCGGUACCUUUUUUUUGAAAAUUACACAUUUAAUUGUUUAAAUUUAAAGCGUAUAAAGACAUAUGUAUAAGGAAUUGUAUAUAAUGUAUUGUUUCUAUGUAUCGACCAGUGAAACUGUUAAGUGUAGAAAUGUGUGUUUCGGGAAAAGGGAAUCUUAAAAUAAGGGAUCUUAAUAUAACCCUUUUUUGCGAAUCAACCACAAAUAGCCCGUAUCCUGGUCAGUUUUACUGUCACUAUGAUUUUUCAAACAAAAACUUACAACAUCACACUACUAUUUUAAUAAAGGUUCUCGUAUUAAUAAAAGUCGUUACGUGAUAUGGGUCAAAUUUGUGGCAGGGGAAAUUGGGGACGGUUGAACCGGCGGGAGACAUGGACCUGUCCAAAGGGGAUCGGAAUGUAAUACAGUAAAACUUCACAAUGUAACUGUUUUAACGGGUUGGCAACGAGCAUGUUGGCUGCAAUAUAGAAAGCUUAAAUUAACCCUUUGACUGUCAAGGACAUACACGAAAACAGCGUCUUCAGCGUCACGACGUGUAUAUUCGUCAAUAACAUAUAAACAAAUACAUAGAUGCUAUACAGGGUGGCCAAAAAAUAAGUGCAUUCCCCUUCCAAAGGUUUUGGGAUUAUACUGAGCAACUUUUACCAUGGGAUCAACCCCGAUAUUGCGAAAAAAAUUUUACCCUCCCAUAGAAAGUGGACUAGCCAUAAUGUAUGAAACAGCCAAAAAUUUUUUUGCGAUUUCGGGGUUGGUCCCAUAGUAAAAGUUGCUCAGAAUAAUUCCAAAACCUCCCUGGCAAGGGGAAUGUACUAAUUUUUUAACUAUCCCCUCUAUAUAUAUGUUAGAAAAAGUGACCAACGCGUCGGCCCCGGGACCGUAAUCACACCAGCGUCCUUUGCGUUCGCUACAGAUGUCUAGACCACUCGGCCACCCGGGCCAUGGCGGCAUGGGUCGAAUUUUCUCAAGUAUGAAAGUCUGAAAGGAUUAUUGAUUAUAUAAUAUAUUUUACAGUACAUAUGGGGCUACUUUAUAGCACUAGUGCGAGAAGUAGCAUAUUAUGUUACUGUGUCGAACAUUUAAAGGGCCAUAUGUACUGUAAAACGUUGUACGAUACAUGUGCGAAUAGGUAAUUCGCAACUCGUGUCGAUUUAAAACACUCCCUUCGAUCGUGUUUUAAUUUAUCGCCACUCGUUUCGAAUUUCCUAUUUUUCGCACUUGUAUCGUAAUGUACUAUAUUACAUUAGAAGUAUUCUAAAUCUAAUACGUAUAACGAACAAAUUUAUGAAUUAUAGGACGACCGAUCUGGACUAGUUGGUACUGACCCUGCCUAUCAGCCGAUGGUCGUGGGUUCGAAUCCCAGUAAGGGCAUUUAUUUCCAUGUAUUUAAGUAUUUGUGACGUUUUUCCGGCCGCAGUCACAUAUAUUAAAUAUGAUGGCGCCCAGGAUACAUUUUUAACACCGGAGCUUGGCGGUCAAAGUUUAAAUUAUUAGUAUUAUUACAGCCUCGUGCCGCCCAAUGUACAUUACGAUGUACACUCAGUUUCGAUGUAAUGUCAACCUUCGCCAAAACAAUUUAUCGUGUAAAAUUUUAACCUAUACAUCUGCUACUACAAAUAUUAUUUUUAUGAAAUAGUGAGGUAUAUGCUAGAUAUAACACGAACAUUCCGCAACUAUUCGGCCACUUUGCCGAACAGUUCUCAUGAUUAAUGUGACUCAAAAAUUUUGCGUGUUAUGCCGAGUAUUCCGCGCUUCGGCCGGCAGAGGCCGAACAUUCGGUAUUCGGCUAAAACCACAAUUCGUGGCAUCUCAAAUAGAAUAAAAUGGAUCCACUCGACUUAAUCACAAAGAAAAAAAGUUUUUUUUGGCGUUUUUAUGGAGGGUUGUCUCACUUAAACAACUUGCCCCACAGAAUCGCGUCAAAAAAUCUUUUUUUCUACUUUUUUCUAAUCUAAACACGAUACGGAAUAUGCUCUUAUAGUGAUCCCCACUAUUUUCGUUAUAUUGUUUAGAAACCCGACCCCAAUUUUGGCCCAAUUUUUUUAGGUCGCCCUUUGCAUUUUUAAAGACCAUUUUUUUUGCUCUAUACAGCACGAUUUAGUCCGCACAUACAAAGCGUUAAACGACGUGGCAUCUGGGGCCAUUUAUGUCGACGUGAUAUGACGUCUUUGGCAUUCAAACGGUUGCCCAGUGUUGCCAAGCCAAGUUCUUCCAAUAAUGAAUCCUUGGAAUAUUUCUGUCGGCUCGCUGCCAUUUUACGAGUAUUAUUGGGUCAUAAACAUACUUUAAAACAAUUGUCUCUUCUGUGGACAGCUUGUGUAUAUAGUUAUGAUAUUAUCUUAUCACACAGGUUAGUAGAAAAAUAGAAUCAAAGUUGGCAGCUAUUUUGAUAGCCCACCCUGUGCAAGUGUUAAGUAAACGUCAUAGUUUCAUAGAAGAUUGACGUAUAAAAUAUCACUUGCACCGUCUGGAAUAUCAAAAUCGCUGCUAACAUAACUUAGUCUGACUGAAGAGGGCUCGAUCAGAAAUUUAAGCUUUAUGUUAACGGCACCAAUCAUGGGACAUUUAGGAGAAAAUUUUGAGUAUUUUUGAUAUUUCACCGACACCUGUAAUUUGUUUUCUACGUAUUUAAUCAAAGCUGUUGCAAUUGGUUUUAAUAUUAUUAACAACUUAAAACUGUGUUUUUUGCUCCAGUCAUGGGUUGUAUGGCGCCGUUAAUUUUUAAACUAACAAACAUCAAUGAAAAAUUAAACUUAGCCGCUCUAUUGCUCUUGUUUAUGGUAAAAUGUUGCUAGAGUUUAAAAAUUGAUGGUAAAUACUUAUUUUACAGGAUUUGUCAAUACCAUCCUAUUACUGGUGCCAGUCCUAUCUUAGGGGGGUUUACUAUAUUGCCAUUAAAAUUUGGAAUGCCACGCCAAUUGUGUGCGUCGCUUCAUUGUGAACCUUGUCGCAACGCACGAAGGUUGAUAUUGGGCUGUCACCGCACGCGUGAAAAGACGUCGUUGGCGGUGAAAGGGUUAUGGGUAUGUCCACAGAAGAGUACGAACAUAAUUGAUGUAUAUGGCCCUAUUCCUUUCUAGUGUAGAUAUUUUUUAAUAAGGUUUGUUAUCGUAAAUGUUGCUAGAGUGAAGUUUGUAAAUGAAUAAAUAAGAAUUUAUCGAA